AGCAUAUCUAUUUAUAUUUGAAAGGAUUAUCUGCUUGGUUUGUCUUUUUUUGCUUCACAAGUAUUAUUUAAUUGAUUUUUUAAAGGAAUAUUUUUUUCUUCAAUCUCCUGAGGGAAAUUUACCCAUGAUUCCACAGUUUUUCCCAGGAUACACUUCUGCAAAGCCCCUCCUAUCUCCUCACUCCCAGGUUUGAGACUACAGGGAGAAGGAGCCAUUUUACAGUCAGCUCUGUGGAAUCGUUUUUUUAGGAAAAUUCCUGCGUUUUAAAACACAUUCCUAUUUUUGUACUGACUACAAUAAUGGAGCCUUUUUCUGACCAGAUUGUGAUGUUCAUGCUGGCUGCAAGCAUGAUGGAGGAAGAAAGUGCUGAUGAACAUCAGGAUCCAGGUCAGCAAAUGUCUGCAUUGGGUGAGCCAGUAUUGCGGGUUUCAUUUCCACGUCCACGCCAGUAUCGCACUAGGCGUGAACUGGAGGAUCUCAGCGAGUUCGAGGUGAUACAAAAUUAUCGCUUAUCGACUCGCGACAUAUAUUCGCUGUACGCUCUGUUGGAGGCCAACUUGGAACCUCGGGCACGGACAAAUCGUGCAAUCAGCGGUUUUCAGAAACUGCUGGGGACGUUACAUUUUUUGGCGUCAGGCACAUUCCAGCCUACACUGUCUCAAACAUGCGGUUUUUCACAGUCGACACUGUCGCGCUGUAUAACCCAGGUAAUUAGGGCUUUCCGCAAAUUGACGAUCCAGAACAUCACAUUUCCAGAGACGGACAGCGAAUGUCGUGAGAUCAAAUUAGGCUUUUUCAACAAAUACAAAUUUCCCAAUGUGCUGGGCGCGAUUGACUGUACCCACGUGCAGAUCAGACCGCCACGGAAUUCAGAGGAAUGUUUUCGGAACCGAAAACAGUUCCAUUCCCUGAACGUUCAGGCGGUCUGUGAUGUAAACAUGAGAUUUUUGAACAUUUUUGUGGGAUUUCCUGGAUCAUCUCACGACUCCUUCAUCCUAAGCCAGUCAUCGCUGUUUGACAAGUUCGAAACAGGAAACAUGCCUGGUGGCUGGCUGUUAGGCGAUGCGGGUUAUCCAAACAAACCGUGGCUGUUGACCCCAUUGUCUAAUCCUGUUGGUAGAGCAGAAAAACGUUACCAAGAGACACACAUUGCAUCGAGGCAAAUAAUUGAACGUGCCUUCGGUGUACUUAAAAGCCGGUUUCGAUGUUUAGACACUUCCGGCGGUGCUCUUUUGUACUCACCGUCGAAGGUUUGCGGCAUGGUAAAUGCAUGUUGUAUUUUACACAACAUAUGUGUCGCAAACCGUUUGCCGGUGACUCUUCGUCGCAGUGCUUUCCGAUGCGGGAACCGGUCUUCUGCUCUACCGGUGGGUAUGGACGAAGGAGAGGAUUCCCGGCGGACAUUGAUCCAAAAUUAUUUUGCAGUUGCCUAGUUUUACAUCCUGUUGAUGUAUAUCCCCAGGCCAUGUUUGUACAGUUCGUUACCCCGUUUUAUCCUGUUGUUGGGUUACCGCAAAUAUUUGAUCCUUUUAUCCAACUCUACCAUGGGUGACCCUACUGGUGAUGUGGACCUGACCCUCCGCCAUGUAGCAGACAACCCCCCCUCAGGUCCUGCGAUGUAUCUUCCCAAGUGGCGUGGAUGUGAGGAGACACGACAUUUCACCUGAUGUUCCAUGGGUGACCCUACUGGUGAUGUGGACCUGACCCUCCGCCAUGUAGCAGACAACCCCCCUCAGGUGAGAUGUAUUGCCCAAGACUCCCUUGUCCAAAAUCACCCCGGCAUGUCCAAAGUGCAGCCCUCCAGCAUUUGCAAGACUGCACAUCCAAACAUUCCCUGAAAUAGCAAUGCUAGGGAAUGUUUGGAUGUGUAGUGAUGCAAGUGCAGGAGGGUUGCAUUUGGGCCGCUGCAACCCGCUUGUGUUGUGUGGACUGUUGUAUGUACCUCUUUUUCCAGUCCCAGGGUGACACUAUCACCCAUAUCUGGAAGCUCAAACUGUUCUCUUCCACAGGUCCUGCGAUGUAUCUUCCCAAGUGGCGUGGAUGUGAGGAGACACGACAUUUCACCUGAUGUUCCAUGGGUGACCCUACUGGUGAUGUGGACCUGACCCUCCGCCAUGUAGCAGACAACCCCCCUCAGGUCCUGCGAUGUAUCUUCCCAAGUGGUGUGGAUGUGAGGAGACACGACAUUUCACCUGAUGUUCCAUGGGUGACCCUACUGGUGAUGUGGACCUGACCCUCCGCCAUGUAGCAGACAACCCCCCUCAGGUGAGAUGUAUUGCCCAAGACUCCCUUGUCCAAAAUCACCCCGGCAUGUCCAAAGUGCAGCCCUCCAGCAUUUGCAAGACUGCACAUCCAAACAUUCCCUGAAAUAGCAAUGCUAGGGAAUGUUUGGAUGUGUAGUGAUGCAAGUGCAGGAGGGUUGCAUUUGGGCCGCUGCAACCCGCUUGUGUUGUGUGGACUGUUGUAUGUACCUCUUUUUCCAGUCCCAGGGUGACACUAUCACCCAUAUCUGGAAGCUCAAACUGUUCUCUUCCACAGGUCCUGCGAUGUAUCUUCCCAAGUGGCGUGGAUGUGAGGAGACACGACAUUUCACCUGAUGUUCCAUGGGUGACCCUACUGGUGAUGUGGACCUGACCCUCCGCCAUGUAGCAGACAACCCCCCUCAGGUCCUGCGAUGUAUCUUCCCAAGUGGUGUGGAUGUGAGGAGACACGACAUUUCACCUGAUGUUCCAUGGGUGACCCUACUGGUGAUGUGGACCUGACCCUCCGCCAUGUAGCAGACAACCCCCCUCAGGUCCUGCGAUGUAUCUUCCCAAGUGGCGUGGAUGUGAGGAGACACGACAUUUCACCUGAUGUUCCAUGGGUGACCCUACUGGUGAUGUGGACCUGACCCUCCGCCAUGUAGCAGACAACCCCCCUCAGGUCCUGCGAUGUAUCUUCCCAAGUGGUGUGGAUGUGAGGUGACACGACAUUUCACCUGAUGUUCCAUGGGUGACCCUACUGGUGAUGUGGACCUGACCCUCCGCCAUGUAGCAGACAACCCCCCUCAGGUGAGAUGUAUUGCCCAAGACUCCCUUGUCCAAAAUCACCCCGGCAUGUCCAAAGUGCAGCCCUCCAGCAUUUGCAAGACUGCACAUCCAAACAUUCCCUGAAACAGCAAUGCUAGGGAAUGUUUGGAUGUGUAGUGAUGCAAGUGCAGGAGGGUUGCAUUUGGGCCGCUGCAACCCGCUUGUGUUGUGUGGACUGUUGUAUGUACCUCUUUUUCCAGUCCCAGGGUGACACUAUCACCCAUAUCUGGAAGCUCAAACUGUUCUCUUCCACAGGUC
Messenger RNA from Pseudophryne corroboree (corroboree frog), 3326 nucleotides. RefSeq names its product putative nuclease HARBI1. Bases 300 to 1433 code for a protein of 377 amino acids. Lineage: Eukaryota; Metazoa; Chordata; Amphibia; Anura; Myobatrachidae. The transcript has 8 exons. The record is from RefSeq and is a predicted model, not a curated record.